This is a messenger RNA of Myotis myotis, 1298 nucleotides long. It is a transcript of the gene OCEL1, whose product is annotated as occludin/ELL domain containing 1. The record is from RefSeq and is a predicted model, not a curated record. Gene Ontology annotation, biological process: bicellular tight junction assembly. Bases 452 to 1021 code for a protein of 189 amino acids. NCBI's taxonomy places the organism in Eukaryota, Metazoa, Chordata, Mammalia, Chiroptera, Vespertilionidae. The transcript has 5 exons. Gene Ontology annotation, cellular component: cytoplasmic vesicle; bicellular tight junction; apical plasma membrane.
CUGGGCGGGAGCGGGAGCUCGGGCGGGAGCGGUUCGUGCGGCGCGUAGCCCGAGCGGCGGGCCCUGGGGUCUCCUCGGGGGCGGUGUCACUGGACUCCGUGCGCCUCAGCGGGCGAGCCCCGGGCAGCGCGGGACUAACCCCAGCCAGGCCCCGGCCGCGCGGCGGCGUCAGGGUCAUUUGCAUAGCGCCUUUCCGGGUUCCGCAGUCGGAGUGCUCUGAGGACCAAUCGUGUGCAUCUAUGCAAAUCAGCGGGGUUGGGGCUCGCGCUAGGGGCUGGGAGUUGGCUGUCACAGGUUCGCUCUCCGCGGGUCCUGCAGCGGGGCCCCGUCAUGCGCGUCCUCCUGUGCACAGGCCGCCCGCAGACCACCCCCGCCACGUGCGGGCCACGACGCCCCCCGCAGGACCCGCCCGUCGGCCCCGGGACGCCCGAGCGGCUCCUUCCCGAGGUCUAUGCCCGCCCGGGAGCCCCCCCACACCCACGGCUCCCGGGGGGACCUGCAGUUCCGCCCGCCUGGCCCAGGGCCUCCGCAGCCAGGAGCUCCCAGGGCAAGGCCCAGGAAGAUUGUAUUUGAGGAUGAACUGCCCUCCCGGGCCCUCCCCUGCACCCAGAAGCCUGUUGAAUCCAUCCCUGGGGAGCAUGUGCCUAGGCCCCACCCAGUGCCCGACUAUGAGCUCAGUAAGUACCCACCAGUGAGCAGUGAGAGGGAGCGGAGUUGCUACGCUGCUGUGUUCCGGGACCAGUAUUCGGAGUUCUUGGAGCUCCAGCAGGAGUUGCGCUCUGCACAGGCUAAGCUCCAGCAGCUGGAAGCCCUGCUGACCUCACUGCCCCCACCCCAAAGCCAGAAGGAGGCUCAAGUAGCCGCCAGGGUCUGGAGAGAAUUUGAGAAGAAGCGGACGGACCCUGGCUUUCUGGACAAGCAGGCUCGCUGCUGUUACCUGAAGGGCAAACUAAGGCACCUCAAAGCGCAGAUCCAGAAAUUCGACAGCCGAGGAGACAGCGAGGGCUCUGUGUACUUCUGAGCAUCCUGACAGCCCACCUUGCGCUCACUUCUCUCUCCCUCCCAGCCUUAGUUCCUGCUCUUCCCCCUCCUAGGGUAGCCUUCCCUGGUUGCACAUGCCUCAGCCUUUGAGGCUUUGGUCCUGAUGACCCCCUCCUCCAGGAAUUCUUCCCAGGACCUCCUCCGGGACCCCCAACCCUGAUCCCAUGGGGACCCUAGAUCUCAACUCAUCCUCUGGAAGCAGGUCCUGUUCCCAAUCCCAAUGGAAUAAACAUUUCUUAAAUAUAUACUAUGCUUAA